Molecule: messenger RNA, 1352 nt
Organism: Dinoponera quadriceps
Lineage: Eukaryota; Metazoa; Arthropoda; Insecta; Hymenoptera; Formicidae
Gene: Or115
Product: odorant receptor 13a-like
Exons: 6
Coding region: 1-1212 (403 amino acids)
Biological process (GO): sensory perception of smell; detection of chemical stimulus involved in sensory perception of smell
Cellular component (GO): plasma membrane
Molecular function (GO): olfactory receptor activity; odorant binding
Source: RefSeq, a predicted model, not a curated record
AUGCAUUUUGCGAUGGGUUGGAGCAAAUACAAUAUGUGGUUUCUGGGUGUCUGGCCUGAACCGAUCAAGACUUCACGAGCAAAACGAUAUAUCUCGAACUUGAUAUUUUGGUCAACGUUGAUCAUUGUGCUGCUAUUCGUAUGCCUGCCGAUAAAUGCGCACUUAUUCAUCAUGUCCACAAAUUUGUCCCAAAUAAUUCAAAAUUUGUCAAUCAAUGUGCCAUGUUUCUUAGCGUUCAUAAAACAGCUAUUCUUGCGAUACCAUAGAAAAGCUUUGACGUUAUUGGUUGGCCAAAUAUUGAACGACUGGACGCGACCAAUACCGGAAGCAGAAAGGCAGGCGAUGAUGCGAAACGCCAAGAGAAGUCACUUAAUAUCUAUUUUGGGCUCGACAGUCACGUAUCUCUUGUUAACCGCUUUUACAUUGAUGUCGAUUUGGAACAAUAUGCAAUUUGAAGAACUCUAUAGUUUGCCGUUCCCAAGCUUCUUCCCAUACAACUACAAGAAAAGUCCCAAUUUCGAGCUUACGUGGUUCGGCGAGACUAUGGGCGCGAUUAUCACAACUAUUUGUUACUCGUGCUUCGACUCGUUUGUGGCAGUACUGACACUGCACCUGUGCGGUCAAUUGGCGGUGCUGAAGAUAAAUUUGAACAGCUUGGUGAAUGCAACCCGGCCUGACAACUUUGCUAAGUUCCAAGAAAGACUGGGUUUUAUCGUGAAUAGGCACAAAGAACUUUACAGGUAUGCUACUGUCAUCGAGGAUUAUUUUAAUAUUACUCUGCUUGUGCAAACGAUGAUCAGUACAUCGAUGCUCUGUAUGACCGGAUAUCGUUUGGUUACAACGAUAAAUGAAGGCCAGGUGGGAGCUGAUAUAAUAUUCUACAUUGUACACGUAAUUCACGUGAUAACACAUUUCUUCUUUUAUUGUUAUAUUGGCGAACAGCUUCUCACUGAGAGUUUAAGCGUUACUCAAUCGGCAUACGAUUGCGAAUGGUAUGAUUUACCUCCGAAGAAAGCAGUAUCUUUGACAAUUGUCAUGAUGCAAGCGAAUGUAUCGUUCAAAUUGACAGCGGGAAAGUUCAGUCCGUUUUCCUUGAAACUCUUCAGUGCAGUAAUCAUUUUAUCGCCGGCAGCCAUUACAACGCAAAGAAUACGUUCUGGAGUUCUAAGAUCACAACAACAAAAGGCCGUUAACUUCACAAUUGUGUCGUAACCCUGGGUCUCGACGUCAUAUCUUCAAAUAAUCCAACCUAUUGGCCGUCAGAUAGAUGUAAAAUUUCUGACCUUAUUGAUUUCUGCGUGAUAAAAGGCAUCAACAAAAACCGCCUCAAAAGCGAAACUUGUUUAGAUAUU